AUGGUGGUAUAUCCCGCAUUGGUAGCUAGCGCUUAUGCCACGAUUCGCCUACUCCGCGAUGUGUUGGGCUGUAAACUACCAAUCAAGAUCUGGUUUUCCCCCGACGAAAUUCGCAAAACGCCGGGAUCGCUUGCACCACUACAUACACUUAACCAGACAGCUACUGGCGACGUUAUGCUUCGAGAGAUCAAUACGAAUGGCAAACCGAUGCGGUUUGAAUCGAAAAUAUUUGCAAUUUACCAUAGCAGCUUCGAGGAAGUGCUGUUUUUGGACGCCGACAAUGCUCCAAUGGGCGCAGUCUUUUGGCCGGACUAUUGGCAUCCGCAGAACACCAUGUUCUACAUUAGCUCUGAAUCCGUCGUCUGGCAAUUACUGGACAUGCCUUUUGUCGAUAUGUUUGAGCAAGAAAGUGGACAGCUGCUCAUCGAUCGUCGUCGCCAUUCAGUCCCACUCCACCUCGUAUCAUUCUACGCUUUCCACCAGCCCAAUUACUUUCAGCUGCAGCGACUUGCAUGGGGUGACAAGGAUCUGUUUCGUUUCGCGUGGCUGAAGCUCGAGGUUCCAUUCUUCAUGGUCCAGACUCCGCCUUCUAUUGCCGGGACGGUGAUCGGAUGGUCAUUUUGCGGAAUGACGAUGGUGCAACAUGAUACCAAUGGCAAUGUGCUCUUUCUGCAUAGAAAUCAACGCAAACUGAUGGGGAAACUGCACCCCAAGCUGGUUGAGGCACUCGACAAAAAGCUAUCGCUGGUCGGGAUCGAAGCUUUACUGGACGAUGGCAGACCGGAUCCUGAGAUUUGGACGCACUUGUUGUCCUUCCGCAACACGUCGGCGCGCUCAGAGUAUAUGGUGUACGGUGAGAGUGGGUUACCAGGUUUUCCGAAGUGGCAACGUUGCUACGGGCGACGGGAUUUGGAUCGGAACCCACACUUUUACACUCAAAAGUUCUCUGACCUGAGCUUUGGAGGGAUAGAAAAGCAGCUACGUAAAUAUGCGUUCGAGGCCGUGCAACUUCAGCAGCAAAAAUGA
Molecule: messenger RNA, 1026 nt
Organism: Phytophthora infestans T30-4
Lineage: Eukaryota; Oomycota; Peronosporomycetes; Peronosporales; Peronosporaceae
Exons: 2
Coding region: 1-1026 (341 amino acids)
Biological process (GO): mannan biosynthetic process
Cellular component (GO): Golgi apparatus
Molecular function (GO): alpha-1,2-mannosyltransferase activity
Source: RefSeq, a predicted model, not a curated record